This is a messenger RNA of Bipolaris sorokiniana ND90Pr, 1238 nucleotides long. RefSeq lists its product as uncharacterized. Gene Ontology annotation, biological process: endoplasmic reticulum to Golgi vesicle-mediated transport. Bases 407 to 823 code for a protein of 138 amino acids. NCBI's taxonomy places the organism in Eukaryota, Fungi, Ascomycota, Dothideomycetes, Pleosporales, Pleosporaceae. The record is from RefSeq and is a predicted model, not a curated record. The transcript has 4 exons. Gene Ontology annotation, cellular component: COPII-coated ER to Golgi transport vesicle; endoplasmic reticulum membrane.
UGCGCUCUCACAAGCGAAGCGAAGGACGCUAAUGGCCAUGCUUGCUGUGUCCAGGGAAGCAUCGCCUCAACGUCAUCCAAGCAUCUGUGUCUGUUCUUACUCUGCUCUGAAUUCUGAGGCGCUUGUUACUCGCCAUUUCUCUGUGCUGCUGUACACUACCAUUGCGUUUCCCUCGCAGUUGCCCGUCCCGUCUCCGACGUCAUCGCAACUUCCAUCCAGGCCCCGCACACAAGCUAAGCUUCCCGCGUCUAGCCCCGGCAGCCCGCAAACACACGACCGCAUCCGAGCCUUGGGCAUCUCUCGCACACUUGUUCAAUCGCGCCCCCAGCCACCGACCAGCGACGCUGCUCGUCUCCUUCGCAAGCCUUGAUACUAUCGUCGUCUUACUCCGUACACUACCACCACAAUGACUGGUGAAGCAUGGCUGUAUUUGUUGGCGGUGUUGAUAAACGCCGUCAACCUAUUUCUCCAAGUCUUCUUUACCAUCAUGUACAGCGAUCUUGAAUGCGACUACAUCAACCCCAUCGACCUCUGUAACCGUCUCAACACCUACAUCAUCCCCGAAGCCGCCGUUCACGCUUUCCUGACCUUCCUCUUCCUUAUCAAUGGAUACUGGAUGGCUCUGGUGCUGAACCUGCCCCUCUUGGCAUGGAACGCGAAAAAGAUCUUUGAGAACCAGCACCUACUGGAUGCAACGGAGAUCUUUAGGAAGCUUAAUGUGCACAAGAAGGAAUCCUUCAUCAAGCUGGGCUUCCAUCUGCUCAUGUUCUUCUUCUACCUCUACAGCAUGAUCGUUGCUCUUAUCCGCGACGAGUCUCAUUAGUUGUGGACUGCGCCACUGUACCAGCUCAUGCCCCAGACUGUAGUGUCGUCACGGGAGGUACUCAUGUUCCUACACAUGUUCAUAUGGACUGCUGUUGUUUACUGUGUCUUUGUGGAAGCAACGUCUACAAUGGACCUAUGAAAAGCGGUUGACCCAUGAGAAGCGGUACUGGCAGAACAAGAAGAAUAAGGAGAAGAGGCAUUGAUAUCCAGCACGAAUAGUAGAGCCAUGAGUACACGAGGGUAUACGGGAAUGGGACUUGGACGGAUCGAUAUCCUUACGUCGAAACGAAUAGCGUUAGAUUAGUGUAUUGUAAGAUGCAUCAAUUACUGAAGAGCAAUUGGGCAUCAAAACGAAUUUCUUUUCGAUUUUCUGAGACUGCAAUAAAGAGCCUUUAAGUUUUGGUGCCGAAGAG